Melopsittacus undulatus (budgerigar) is the source of this 3213-nucleotide messenger RNA. RefSeq names its product RNA polymerase II associated protein 2 (gene RPAP2). Lineage: Eukaryota; Metazoa; Chordata; Aves; Psittaciformes; Psittaculidae. The record is from RefSeq and is a predicted model, not a curated record. Gene Ontology annotation, molecular function: RNA polymerase II CTD heptapeptide repeat phosphatase activity; RNA polymerase core enzyme binding. Gene Ontology annotation, cellular component: cytoplasm; nucleus. The transcript has 13 exons. Bases 5 to 1897 code for a protein of 630 amino acids.
CGCGAUGAUGGCGGCCGGGUUGUCGCGGAGCAGCAAGAAGGGGAAGGUCAGCCGGCGGCGUGAAGGAAAUAAGAAUCCAGAUGCUCUGAAGAAUGAAGAUGCUGCUCAAAGGAAAGCAGCUCUGGAGGCUGCUGUGAGAAAGAAGAUUGAAUUUGAAAAAAAGGCGUUGAAUAUUGUUGAACAGCUCCUGGAAGAGAGCAUUACUGAAGAGUUCCUUCUGAAUUGUGGAAAAUAUAUUACUCCAUCUCACUAUAAAGACAUUGUUGAUGAACGGUCUAUCAUCAAACUGUGUGGUUAUCCCCUAUGUCAAAAUAAACUGGAAAAUGUGCUGAAACAGAAGUACAGAAUUUCAACAAAAACAAACAGAGUUUAUGACAUCACGGAAAGAAAGUGCUUUUGCAGCAACUUUUGCUAUAAAGCAUCCAAAUAUUUUGAAGCUCAGAUUUCCCAAAGUCCAGUAUGGAUGCGAGAGGAAGAAAAACCACCAGACAUAGAGCUGCUGAAGAAGGGACAGAGUGGACAGUCUGGAGAAGAAGUGAAAAUACGUGAUGAGAUAAUUAAAGCAUCCGACAUUGAAAACCAUAAUCCAUGUGAAUCUACUUCUCAAGACAAAGCCAGUGACAGCAGUAGUGAUACUGAACAAGAAUUUGUUUCUUCUGUCCUACCAGGAAGUCAGUCAAAUUCAGCCAGUAUUGCACAGCAGCUUCACAGGAACAGCAUCCUCAAGAAGAAGACCACUCAGAAAGUAUGUUCCAGCCCUAAGACUGAAGACUCAGAUGUGGUAGAAAGCGUUGAACGACUAGCUAAUUGUAAAUUAGAUGCUCAGGAAGAAAAGCAUGCUUGCUCUGGUCAUAAUGAAAUAACUGCAACACCGUCAACACGUGCUACUCCAGGGAAACCAAGUACUUCACAAAACUGUGAAAAUACCUGUGGUUCACAGAUAGUUUAUCUAGGUGUGAGCAAAAGAGGUGCAGAACAUCUUAAAAGAACACUAGCUAAGUCAAAGGAACUUAGAGCACCAGAACUGAGGCAUCCAGUUAAUUCCAAGGGCAGUUUGUUACAAAUGCUUAAGCAGACACUUACAGAAUGGAGAACUGAGGAGACUUUGAAAUUUCUCUAUGGCCCAAACUACAGUUCUUUAUGUUCUUCAGAGAGCAUAGCAUCUGCCAACCGGGAAAAUGGAGAACUUGAUGAGGAUGACUUAGAUGCAGAUGAUGAUCUUAAUGCUGGCGCUGUAGGGGAGUCUGAAAACAGUUUGAACUAUUCGUUACCUUUCACAGGCCCGGGUGGAAUAGUUAAGCCAGUGCCUAGUUAUGAAAAGUUAAAAGAAGAAACAGAGUUCCUACAACUCCGAGUAAAAGAGUUCUAUAAAGGAAAGUGUAUCUUGGCUGAAGAGGCAGAGACAAGUGCACAAGCAGAGGAACAUCCAAGCAAAGGUGAAGAUGAUCAGCAGGAAGAUCUCACCUUCCCACUUGUUGAUUCAAAUGCACAAAUGCAGAUUAGAAAGAGAAUUGUCCUUGAAAAACUGAGAAAAGCACUGCCUGCAGUUUUGGGCCCUCUUCAGAUUACUCCAGGUGAUAUUUACACAGAGCUAAAAAACCUUGUCAAAACUUUCCGAUUAACAAACAGAAACAUUAUUCACAAAAUGCCUGAAUGGACUCUAAUUGCUAUUGUUUUGUUAUCUGUAUUGUCACAAACUACUCCACUUUUCAAGAGUGCCGAGAUGAGCCCAGUGCACACCCAGUUCCUGACUACAUUGCUGGAGGAACUGCAUUUCACAAAGGAAGAUCUGGAAAGUUUAACAAGAAUAUUUCUCAAGGACUGCCCACUUCAAUGUUGUCACUGUCCUUCAAGAGACCUGAGAAGAAACUGUCACAGCAAAAGCCAGCAGGAGUGAAGGCUGAAGCAGGAUGUAGCAGGGUUGCUACAUAGCAACUCCAUUUAAAAAAGUCUGUUCCUUGAUUUUGUUUCUAUAAUUGGACACCAGCAGGGAACUCUACACUUCAUUACAUUAUUGCACUGUAGCUCCUGCAUGACAAUCAGGAUAAAUACAUUGAUUGUCCCCCUACAAACAAAAGUCCAUGAAGCUUUUCUGUGGAGGCUUCACUGUGUGGUAGAGUUCAUGUAGGUGAUGCUUGACUUUUCCUAAUUUUGUUUGUAAGGGGAAGUUAUGUUUAGUAUAACUUGUAAAAGAAGUAAUUUAGAAUGAGGAAAACCUUUACUGCAGAGUUCAAACUAUGCAUUUUUCACAGAACACAAUAGGAAAAGAACAACCAUCAUGGUCAGAGCAUGUCUGAUGUCAAAGUCACGAUGUCUGGAUAGAAGAUACAUUGGGCCUGCAUCAUGAUGGAAAGCUUUUUACUUGAUUUCUAUGCAAAGAAAGAGCAAGACCUCACCAAAAGAUAAGCUUAUAGAAGACUGAGCAAAUAGGCAUGAUACUCUGGAGCAAAACUUAAACCUUGAAUUUUUAUCUCCCUGCUCAUGAUUUUGGAAAGUAAAUACAUUUCUCUUUUUAGUUAAUACUUCACUGUAGAUUCUGAGCAAGCCAUUGUUCUCUUCCAUGUACAUUUACCUUGGGGCAUAAAGAUUACAACAACCCCUUGACAAUGCUGCCAUGCUGAGUACACGUAGAAGGCAUUACAAAUGUACAUCACACCAGGAAAAGGACUGUGCUUGAGCAGGUUCAGUGGCUCUCAUUUGGGAAGUUUUUACACUUCCUGUCACAUUUGUGGUGGGAUUUUUUUUUUUGUUAUUUUUAGGCUCGGUCUUCAGCAAUUACUGUGUAAGAACUCUGCGAUCUGGUAAUGACAAUGAAUAGUUCAUAGGCCCAAUGACCUCUUUAUGAAGAUUCACUCUUUUUGUGAGAACAGAAUAACCUUUCGCCUCCCAUUAUGUAAUAUGGUGGAAAUGCCCUGAAGGGGCAUAUCCUUCACUUACAUUUAAUGUUUUAUCUCCCUUAGAUGUGUAUAAAACACACAGAAGUAAAUGCAGGAAGUAUACAUAUAGCCAUUAUUUUUAAGGAGGAGGAAGGCUGUAGCCUCAUCUCAAAAGGAUGAGUUCGUACUAUCAGCAUCAGCUGGUUAUACAAAGAGCACAAUUCAAGCACCAGAAAUACUUCAUCUGUGUAGUUUUCUUAUAUUUCAGAACAGCUUAACUGGUUAGAAAUGUUCAAAUCCAGACCUACUUUGAGAUUAAAGCUAAUUUCUGCCACAA